Molecule: messenger RNA, 5077 nt
Organism: Pelodiscus sinensis (Chinese soft-shelled turtle)
Lineage: Eukaryota; Metazoa; Chordata; Testudines; Trionychidae
Source: RefSeq, a predicted model, not a curated record
CUCCAAGAUCUACCAGUAGAUCUCGAUCUGCUGGUUGGUGACGACUGCUGUAAAGAGACAAAGUUGGUGAGGUAAUGUUUCUUAUUGACUCAACUUCUGUUUGUGCAAGAGACAAGCUUACACAGAACUUACACAUGACCUGAAGAAGAGUUCUGUGUAAACUUCAAAGCUUGUCUCUCUCACCAACAGAAGUUGGUCCAAUGAAAUAUGUUACCUUCCACCUAGUCUCUUUAAUAUCCUGGAACUGACAGGCCCAUAGAACUGCAUACUGUGGGUAAGCAUGAAGGGUAGCUGAUGAGCCCAGGCUCAUUAAUUAACUGUGUGCACGGUUACACUUUCACAUCCAUGUAAUACAAAUAUGUUGCUUUUAGAGGGAUAAGUGUAGUAAAUGUUAUGUAAUUGUGACAACCAGUUAUUUGAACAUAUCUGAAAUAGCUUUCUUCAUAAAUCACUGCUUGAAACCAAAAUCCCAGUCUCCUGUCUAAGCAAACACAUAGCCUUCAACAAAUACUUGACUUUCAACUCUCAUCUGUCCUUUGAGGAACAAUCAGCUGAGAAUGACCAACUUCCUUUUAAAUCUAUGUUGCUUUUAGCUGAAUAGUCUUAGUCACAGUUUCCAUGCUAUGUAGUCUCUUGCGAUCUCAGCUCAGACUUUUUCUCUUUGAUUUGUUUUCCUUGAAUGAAAUGACAUACAGUGUCUGAUGAAGAACAGCCAGUGGUGUACGUGCCAGGGCUUUCUUCAGAAGGAAAUUUAAGAACGAGACAUGUUGUAAAGGGUCGAAAAAGCGAAGCUAAGCUGAAGGUGCUGGGAGCUGCUCCUUCUGUUUCCAUGGAUCCCGUUCCAAGCACAGGAGACCCAACAGGACAGCAGGUCACUAAUGAAGGAGGAGCGAAGAGUGCUUCUUUAAAGGAUUUAUGUCCCGAGGACAAGAGGCGCAUUGCAAACUUAAUUAAAGAACUUGCCAGAGUAAGUGAGGAAAAGGAAGAGACAGAAGAGCGACUGAGAGCAGAACAGGAGUCAUUUGAGAAGAAGAUCAGACAGCUAGAAGAGCAGAAUGAACUUAUCGUCAAGGAAAGGGAAGCUCUGCAGCAGCAGUACAGAGAAUGCCAGGAACUUCUGAGCCUGUAUCAGAAGUAUCUAUCUGAACAGCAAGAAAAGCUAACGGCCUCUCUCUCGGAGCGUGGUGCUGUCAAGCUGAAGGAGCCGCAGGUGUCCAACAAGAAGAGUCCGUGCCAGCUGCCACCUUUGGAACUGGAUGGUUCCUAUCUAAGUAUAGCAAGACCACAGAUGUUACACAAGAACAAUAAAACAUCACAGCCUGGAAGUCCAGUCCUGUUUUCAGUACCUCAGGACUGUAGAAAUAAUCAUGCAUAUGGGACUGCGACCCACUACAACCAAAAGGAAGUUCUGAAUGAAUGUCCAGUGGAAAAUGGCUUUCAUCGAAAAUGUAACAAUAGGAUGUUGUCAGCAAUGCCAAGUGCCCCAUACCACACACACGUGGCUCCUGAUGUGGGCCGGAGGAUGAGUGAUUUUCAGAACACUUGUUCUCAGCAAAUGAGUCAUUGUGCCUGUAGCCAGCCAGGAAGCUCAGAGAAUGUUUGGGAUAACCAAAAGGUCAGCCAUGGACCCAAAAGACAUUCUGGGUCACUUCCUGAAACCUGGGAUUACCUGAGACUUUCUCGAGUGCCUGGGAUGAAUGACAGUGUAGACUCUGGAUCAAAAGAAACCGAGCACAGUAAAAGGCUCUCUGAGGAAAGAAGGCAGCAGCUUCUGCUGCAGAAAAUGGAGCUGGAAGUUGAAAAGGAACGUCUCCAACAUUUGCUCACUAAGCAGGAAGCAAAACUACUUCUGAAGCAGCAACAGCUGCACCAAUCCAGGCUGGAUUACAACAGAUUUAAAGGCCAAGCUCCUGAUUCCGAAGUAGUCGCUGACAAAACUCCAGGUGGGCCGGGGGGACCAGCCCUUAUGAUGAACGGUACUGGCAGGGGGCUAAGCUUUCCCGUGUCUAAGGGUGAAGAUUGCCUUGCAGGAGCACCAGCUCUAGGCAAAGCAUCCAAAACUCCAGGGAGCAGCUUGGGGAGGAGAGCGGUUGGUUUUUGUGCAAGCGUGGAGGAAGGAGCCAUGUGGAUGCAUGGAAGGACGGAAAGCGGAAGGUCUAGAAGAGGGACAGCCUUGGGAUCUCGAAAGGAUGCAGCUACCUCUCCUGUACUGACAGGCAGCAGAAAAGAGCUUGUAACCACAGCCACAUCACCAAUCCAGCAUGACAUUUCACGGUAUGAGGCCUCCCUUAUUGACCUGGUUGAAGCAAUGAGUCCAAUCGCUGCCCCGAGACACCCCCGCAGAGAAUCUUACGACUGGAAUGACGCCCAGGCCCUUCGGAACGGGAGCCCCAGAAAACCUGGUUGGUGCCAAGUCCCUCAUGGUACCCGAAGCGAAAUAGAGGAGCUUGAGGAGAGCCGGAUCCUGGAGGAUAUUUUCUUCAUUUGACGAGGCUCGUUGCUCUGCAGCCAUCCUGCAGGAUUUUUAGGACCUUGUUCCUGUUUCUGCUCUGGGUUUGUUUGUCGCACUAUCACUUUUAAAUUAUUUGAUUGACAAGUAAUUGCCUCUCUUCUUGACAAGGAGUUAGCACAGUAGCUUCCUCUUUCACUUCGAAUUUAGUAAUCAUGCUGCAAGAAUAACUUUUUUUUUGGACAGUCCAAUCAGAAGGAAUUAGUAAAUUUUUAGUAAACUCUUCUUGUGCCAAGCAAUUAUUCUAAAAUAUAAUUAAAUCCACAGCAUUUUGGAGUCGAUUGAAGUCAUAGCUUAGCCAGCCCUCAUAUCAGAAGUAUAUUUCAUUAUCGAUUUUGUUUGCUAUAAAGCAGUUUGCAAGAGCUGCAAAACACACGAGAGCCACUGAAUUUCAAUUAGAUUAGUUCUAAUUAAAAAGCAGCCUGUUUAAUACCUAACAAUGUUACAAAGGUGUAAGCACUUUGAGUACUGUUUCCAAUGACGCUGUGAUCUACCAUUGCCAUCAGCCUUCUGAUAUUUACUGUGCUGUGAUUUUAGGGAGCGUAUACUCAGCUCACUUGUACAAUGUCUAAUAACACUAAUGGAUAUUUGCAGGGUUCAUGCACCGUGCACGUGUUUGAAAACAGUCUUCCUUAAAUCAGUGCUAUUUGACAUAGUAUGUGCUGGGAACCUUAUUGCCAACUCCUUAAAUAUCUCAUACCACCAGGCAGUGUAGAGGUCCAAACUGUAUUUGAUGUACUCUUCAAAAUGAGAGAUAUAGUGUUAUAGAGUGAAAAUAGUACUAAGGCAUUUUCACUAACGUGCGCUAUUUUGAUGCCAUUUCCAGGUAAAUAAGACAAAUCCAUAAUUAUUUCUACUAGCAGCUCGUAAUGCACGUUUCCCUGCCGGCUUUAAUUAUUAAUGCUGUAUCUAUUUCAGUUUAUUUAAACACACUCCCAUCUACUUCAUGCACUUGGUUAUUUAAGGAAAUGUGCAGAAUGAGUAAAAAUGACUGCAGAUUACAGGAUGAAUGGUCAUUUUCUGCACAAUGCAGUGUUCAUAUUUUAUUGUAACAGUGUAGCCACUGGCAUGUGUUCCUAGAAAUAGGAAGCUGAAAUAUUCCUUUCACGCAAUAAAAGCGCAGCUAGAGAAAGCCGGAAUCAGAGCGGUACAGACAAGUUCUGGGCUCUUUGUUCCCAGUCGCUGGUGCAUGGACCGGUACUGCUCUUUCAGGCUUUAUGACCGGUCCUCUAUGUGCCCGCUCCAUACCGCCAUGGAGGAGAGCCCCUGGACUUGUCUCUGAUGCACUGCUGUAGUCUGCCAUCUCCAGUGCCACCCUGAAACUUGGCGGCACGGCCCAAGUUGCUUCCCUUGCUGCCAUAGGCGCACCAGGCAGUGUGUGGAACGUGUCUUGAUUAAGGGCGUGAUUUGAGGAACUGAAACCUUGUAACCGAUUAUUUUUUAAGGCAUUUCUGGGAAUUCUGGGGUAGGCAUCCCUCCUCGCGAGCAGCCCCAGCUCUUAAACUACCCGUGCGGGAUGGCAGCAGGUUAUGUGUUCCGAGCCACAGGGCAAAUGGGAUUCUGUGAAGGCCAACAGUACCAGAGGGCUCCUGUAACGAGGAACUAAAGAGGGCAAUGGAGAGGGAAAUACCACACCCUCCAUUAUUCCCAAACAUUUUUUUCCUGAUCCAAUGUCACUUACAAAUCAGUUGACGUCUUUUUCUUGCAUCACAGCUGAAUUUUAAAAGCGGGCUGGAAAAGUACGAGGACAGAGCCCGGUGAAAAAUUGCUCCCAUAGACCUCCGUUUCUUUCCAGGCCUUCCUAUGGAGAGCUGAGCUCUCUAUCAGCAUCCUGCCAUGAUGUAUCCCUCCCUUAAUCCACCAGGGAACAAGUUUUAUCUAGGAAAUUCUGUCGUAAGGUCCCAUAGACCAGGCAGAUAACCCUUUACAGGCUGGAUGGGGAGUCUCUCUCCAGCACCACUGCUCACAGGGCACAAUAGGUCAAGUUUAAAAUAAUUUGCUCCGGUGUUAGAAAGAAAGGGAAACAUUCAGGAGAGGCAGUUGGUAUUUGGGGAAAACCAGGAGGGAAUAGACAACAGAGCAUGGGUUUGAAUUUUUUUUUUUUUUUUUAAGAAAUGCUUCUCUGGGUCUACACCACAUGUUAGCCUUCCGUUUCUGAUCUGGGUCGAGACCGAACACCUUCACUUUAUGUUCCUCUCCAGACUGCCUGGAUCUUGUUUCCUUUUUUUAAACAAACACUAACAGAGAUUUUAAAACUGCAGAAAUAAUGUUUGAAAGGUGCCUUUGCAUACACAUGCUUGAAUUCUGCAUAGGGACAGGGCGCUUUUCAGUGCUUCCUGGGUGCCAAUAUUUAACCCCUCUCUGAUUUUUAAUGAUUCAUGUUGUCCAUUAAUUAUUUGAACUCUGAUGUUUUUGUCUGGAAUCUGUAUUUUGGUGUUAAUUGUAUUUUAAAUGGACAUUCAUUGCCAAGGUUUUGGGCCUCAUGACCACUCUUCAUCUGUAGGAGUUGUAUGUGAAGCAUGUUUUGCAUAUUAUAGCAAAGAAUUCUGGAAUGAAGAGAUUCAAAUG